Aegilops tauschii subsp. strangulata is the source of this 1297-nucleotide messenger RNA. RefSeq names its product TPR repeat-containing thioredoxin TDX. The record is from RefSeq and is a predicted model, not a curated record. Gene Ontology annotation, cellular component: histone deacetylase complex. NCBI's taxonomy places the organism in Eukaryota, Viridiplantae, Streptophyta, Magnoliopsida, Poales, Poaceae. Gene Ontology annotation, molecular function: Hsp70 protein binding.
CUGGCGAGUAAAGCACUUGCACGGUUGUUGCACCGAACGGCCGUGACCGCGAGACAGACCCAACAGCUCCGACUAAGAACGGCCGGCGGCGCUUCGUGCGGCUAGGGCGAGUCUACCUCGGCCGUUCUACCAAGGCCAAGCUAGGGCACGGCGGCCGUCAGGGCUCCAACGAGCAACACCGGCCCUCUCGACAAGAGAGGACCUGCUCCGUGCAGCGGCACCGGGUCCGCGUCAAGACAAGAAGGCAUGGCAAAGGCGGGAGAGAACAGCUUUGAGGAUGAAAUCAUGGAGUCGGACAUCGAAUUGGAAGGGGAAGUUGUUGAGCCGGACAAUGAUCCUCUGCAGAAGAUGGGAGAUCCAUCGGUUGAAGUCUCUGAAGAAAUGCGCGACAAGGCACAGCUCUACAAAAAGAAGGGCGUUGAUGCGCUUUCAGAAGGUAAACUGGACGAAGCAGUCGAGCACCUGACGGAGGCCAUCUUGCUGAACCCCACUUCAGCUAUCCUCUAUGCAGCCAGGGCUGGUGUUUUUGUGAAGAUGAAGAAACCAAAUGCAGCAAUUCUUGAUGCGGAGGCAGCAUUGCAGAUAAAUCCAGAUUCUGCUAAAGGAUAUAAAUCACGAGGGAUGGCGAAAGCUAUGCUUGGGAAGUGGGAAGAUGCUGCUCAUGACCUUCACUUGGCAGCAAAAUUGGAUUUUGAUGAAGAGAUCAGCUCAGAGCUUAAGAAGGUUGAACCCAAUGUACACAAAAUUGAGGAGCACAAGAAAAGGUAUGAACGCCUGCGUAAAGAGAGGGACAUGAAAAAAGCUGACUUGGAAAGACAGCGUAGGCAUGCUGAGGAGGUUUCUGCUGCUUCUGCUGUUCUAAAGCCUGGUGAUGUGAUCACUAUCCACUCAUCUAAUCAACUGGAAGAAAUAUUUACAGCCGCGUCAAAACUGUCAAAGCUUGUGAUUCUGUAUUUUACUGCAACAUGGUGUGGACCAUGUCGUUUUAUGGGCCCUGUUUACAAAAGCUUAUCUGAACAGCACCGGAAUGUCAUAUUCCUUAAGCUGGACAUUGAUCAACAAAGCAAUAUUGCCCGUCGCUGGAAUGUCUCGAGUGUUCCAACAUUCUCCUGUGUGAUAAACGGCAAAGAGAUUGAUAAGGUUGUCGGGGCUGACAAGACCGGCCUUGAGAGAAAAAUUGCGGAGCAUGGCUCUCGUAAACAGUGAGCUAUCAUGUUACUCCUAUGUUGUACUCAUAUGGACUCAACUCUCAAUAAAUGAGCGGUUAUGAAUAAAAAUUGACCUACAUGUGUGGAAA